Messenger RNA from Erpetoichthys calabaricus (reedfish), 3257 nucleotides. It is a transcript of the gene rspry1, whose product is annotated as ring finger and SPRY domain containing 1. The transcript has 15 exons. Gene Ontology annotation, cellular component: cytoplasm. The coding region runs from base 466 to 2190 and encodes 574 amino acids. Gene Ontology annotation, molecular function: ubiquitin-protein transferase activity; protein binding. The record is from RefSeq and is a predicted model, not a curated record. Lineage: Eukaryota; Metazoa; Chordata; Cladistia; Polypteriformes; Polypteridae.
CGGGGCGAGUUGUUGAAGUGACGUCACUGUCCUCACUUCUUACUCCGGCCACUAUGGAAACCUGUUAAAUGGACUCAGUUUAGGGAAACGCCGGUCUUUCACAUUAAUUGGGUGAUGUGUUAGUCUUGUGGGCUGGCAGUAGGUACGGCAAUAUCCUGAUACAACAAAGGAGUCACAAGACUUCUCGGCUUUACUAUCCAGUACGACUCGAGAUCUGCGUCUUCACGGAUAGAGCGCCGCGGCCUGCAUCCUGGAGUCAACCUCGGGCUGGAGUAGUUUCUGUAUGCCGGCAGCGGAAGUUCAUAGUUGGGUAAACUGGAGUAAUAUCAGAUGAAGAAUCUCGUUGAUGAUGCAUGACCCUGCAUUUGGCGCUUUACCAUCCUUUGUUUCAUGGUUGUCUAAAUGCAACACGAUGGCUGGCAUACCCUUAUGGAUUGUCAAGACACACUUCUUUAAACUGUCUAAAUGAUUAUUCUGGCCUGGGUUGUGUUCCAUGCAAGCAGGAGCCUGGGCCGAGGUUUGCUGCUUACUCUAGAGCUGCACCUUUUUCGUUUGUGGGAAAGCUCUAUACCCAAAAAGAUGGGGAACAGCUGUGUCUGCCGAGAAGACAGUGAUGUUGAAGACAGUAAUGCUUCAAGUCAAAUGCGACAUAUGGAAAACUCACUAGAGCAGGAGGCAAGAAGUAGACCAAGGGACCCUGUAAGACCACCAAGACGCGGACGAGGACCACAUGAACCACGACGGAAAAAACAAAAUGUUGAUGGGCUGGUUUUAGACACUUUAGCAGUGAUCAGGACACUAGUUGACAAUGACCAGGAGCCACCUUAUUCCAUGAUCACGCUACAUGAAAUGGCAGAAACAGAUGAUGGCUGGUUGGAAGUAGUCCAGUCUUUAAUUCGUGUUAUUCCAUUAGAAGAUCCUCUGGGGCCAGCUGUUAUUACACUUUUACUUGAUGAGUGCCCACUGCCUACCAAAGAUGCUCUGCAAAAACUUUCAGAAAUGCUUAAUUUAAGUGCAGCUGUUGCACGCCAGGAUGCUUCAAAUCCUGCAAAACACCGUAAUACCACUGCUGUCCUAGGAUGCUUAGCUGAAAAGCUGGCAGGACCUGCUAGCAUUGGACUUUUAAGUUUGGGUACAUUGGAAUAUUUAUUAGAAAGCUUGAAUUCGGCUUCACAUCCCACGGUGAUGCUUUUUGCUCUCAUUGCUCUGGAAAAGUUUGCACAGACAAGUGAGAACAAACUGACUGUCUCAGAGUCCUGCCUUAGUGAUAGGCUAGUGAUGCUGGAGACAUGGGCCAACCACUCUGACUAUCUUAAACGACAAGUGGGAUUCUGUGCUCAGUGGAGUUUGGAUAAUCUGUUUCUGAAAGAAGGGAGACAGUUUACAUAUGAAAAAGUCAACCUUAACAACAUCAAUGCCAUGUUGAACAGCAAUGAUGUCAGCGAGUAUCUCAAAAUAUCACCAAAUGGUCUUGAGGCUCGUUGUGACGCUUCUUCAUUUGAAAGUGUUCGAUGUACAUUUUGUGUGGAUUCUGGUGUAUGGUAUUAUGAAGUGACAGUCAUUACAUCUGGCGUCAUGCAGAUUGGUUGGGCAACCAAAGACAGCAAAUUUCUUAACCAUGAGGGGUAUGGGAUUGGGGAUGAUGAGUUCUCCUGUGCUUAUGAUGGCUGCCGGCAGCUAAUUUGGUACAAUGCCAGAAGUAAACCACACACUCACCCUUGUUGGAAAGAAGGUGAUACAAUAGGAUUUCUUUUGGACUUAAAUAAAAAGCAGAUGAUAUUCUACUUAAAUGGUAACCAGCUUCCUCCAGAGAAGCAAGUAUUUUCGUCAGCUACAUCUGGCUUUUUUGCUGCUGCAAGUUUUAUGUCUUAUCAGCAGUGCGAGUUUAACUUUGGAUCAAAACCUUUCAGAUAUCAGCCUCAAAUAAAAUUUAGCACCUUCAAUGAUUUUGCUUCACUUGCUUCUGAUGAAAAGAUCAUAUUACCAAGACACAGAAGACUGGCUCUGCUGAAACAAGUGAGCAUUCGGGACAACUGCUGUACUUUGUGCUGUGAUCAGAUGGCUGACACACAGCUCAAGCCAUGUGGCCACAGUGGGAUGUGCAUGGAGUGUGCCUUACUGCUGGAAACAUGUCCUCUGUGUCGUCAGGAUAUAAAGACUAGAGUCAGAUUGAUUUCACACGUGUCCUGACACCUAGACUGCCAAAUUUUAUUCAUUUGCCAGCAGCCUUCAAUGAGGAGAGAAUUCUGUGUGAAUUUGAUAGUCAACACACAAAGUGUGUUUCACAUUAUUGCACCUUUGGCCUACCUGCAAACUUACAAUAUCAAAACAGAAAUUGCAAUCUUGCAUAAAGUGGUGGCGUUGAGAAAAAUGUACAGAAAAGGAACAUAAGGAAAUCGAUUGGGAGGUGCCUUCCAGUGUUCUGUUUCAGGCCCACAUUAAUGAAUGCGCAGGUUGGGAAAUGAAAAAACAUAUUUUCAUGACUGGCUCAUAGAGUGCAAGGGAGAAGAAUUUUCUUUUGGUCAAAUUACCAAUGCAACAUUUUGGUCAUUUUAAAAUAAAAAUGUAUUCAGUUUGGAAACAUUGAACUUUUUUUUUUUUUCUUCUUUAAUUUCAAAUUUGCACUAAUGCAAGUAUUUUUGAGGAAGCAUUAUCAAUUGAACACAUUCCUUCAAGGAUCUUUUUAAACUGUUCAUUAACUGUUAGCAGUUACACAAACCAUGUUGAUUCUUGAAAGUAUUAUAUACUAGGGCUUUUGGGGUAAUAACAUGCAAAAUACAAAACUGAAAAAAUGUGGAUUGCAUUAAGAGAUGCAGAAAAUGUUGACUGGUUUCAGGAAUUCCAAAGAGUUUUUUUUCCAUCUUAAGGCACAGAAAAUGUUAGCAAACUUUCUUUGACUGCUUUGCAGUAUGUGUAUUACAAUGUUACUGUCCUGCUUUUUUUUUUUUUUUUUUUAAACCACAUUUUGUGAAUAAGAAAAUUUAAUUUAUUUAUUUAAAACAUGUUCUUACUCCAAAUGCUGCCCUUGAAAUUGACUAUAAUUUAUGUUCGAUUCAUUUAUGUGUAAUAUACAUGUUUGUAUACAUGUGUGUGUAAGCAAAAUUUACUGAUACACAUAUACAUGCAAAUAUAAAUAAAAGGGGCCAUGGGCAUUUUUUGUGGUUGUUUAAAACCAGCAAAAAUGUUGUGAUAUUCACGAUGAAAAUGGAAUAAUGUAUAAAUAUUGUUUUCAAAAAUAAAUGCAAUUUGAAUAUCUU